UAAGAGGUAAGUGUUAAGGCAACACUGCCAAGGCAAGCCAAACCCAAACCCACCUCAAAACCCCUCUUAACAAAAUUGCAAACAAGCAAAGAAAGGAAUUCGUCACAGCUUCUCUCCCCCCCUAUUUCUCUCCCUCCUCCAAACCUAUUCAGAUUUCUCUCUCUCUCUCUCUCUCCACCCCAGCAGCUACCUUCUCAAGAACUACCAUGAUUCACAUUUUUCUUCUCUAUGCUCUCUGCUUCUCGGAUUUUGGAUUGAUACAUGGAGUUGAAGCUUUAGGUGUCAACUAUGGCCAAAUUGGCAACAAUCUCCUUCCACCACAGGAUGUCCUUGCCCUUUUAAACUCCCUAGAGAUAACCAAAACAAGAAUCUAUGAUACCAAUCCCCAAGUCCUCACUGCAUUUGCCAACACCGGUAUCGAACUUAUCGUCACCGUCGAAAACGAGAUCCUCGACGAUAUGAUGGACCCACAACAAGCCCUUCAAUGGGUUACCACCCACAUUAAACCCUACUUCCCUGCAACAAGAAUCACCGGCAUCUCUGUCGGCAAUGAGGUCUUCACAAGCAGUGAUUCUUCUGUAAUAGCUAAUGUAGUCCCUGCCAUGGUCAGUAUCCAUGGAGCACUGGUUCAACUAGGCCUAGACUCAUACAUACAAGUCUCUACAGCCAGUUCCUUAGGAGUCUUAGCCAACUCCUUUCCACCAUCUGCCGGUUGCUUCCGGAGUGAUCUCGCCGGAGUCAUGUCGCAGUUCUUGCACUUCUUAUGGAACACUAAAGCACCUUUUUGGAUCAAUGCUUACCCAUAUUUUGCUUACAAAGAUGAUCCAAAUAGAAUCCCUCUAGAUUAUGUUCUCUUCAAUCCUAAUCCAGGAAUGGUUGAUCCAUACACAAAGUUAAACUACGAUAACAUGUUAUAUGCACAGGUUGAUGCAGUGAUAUUUGCUGUUUCAAGAAUGGGUUUUGGAGGAAUGGAAGUUAGAGUUUCAGAAACUGGGUGGCCUUCUAAAGGAGACCCAAAUGAGUAUGGUGCAACUUUACAGAAUGCAGCAACUUAUAAUACAAAUUUGUUGAGAAGGCAGAUGAAGAAUGAAGGAACACCAUUGAGACCUGGACAGAGGCUUGAGGUUUAUGUGUUUGCUUUAUUUAAUGAAGAUAUGAAGCCUGGGCCAACUUCAGAGAGGAAUUAUGGACUUUAUAAACCUGAUGGCACCAUGGCUUAUAAUCUGGGGAUUUCUGCUUUAUCUACAACUCCUUCAUCAACUUCUUCUUCAUCAAUUCCUUCUUCAUUAACUCCGGCUUCCAUCUCUCUUACUUCCUCUGCUACUCAGGCCAAAGCAAGCAGAUAUGAAAGCUUGGAAUAUUGGAUUUUUGUAUACUUGUUGACAUUCCAAGUCUUAAUGAGAAGACCAUUCUAAGCAGAUAGAGUUGGCCAUG
Messenger RNA from Telopea speciosissima, 1434 nucleotides. Its product is annotated as glucan endo-1,3-beta-glucosidase 11-like. Gene Ontology annotation, biological process: carbohydrate metabolic process. Gene Ontology annotation, molecular function: hydrolase activity, hydrolyzing O-glycosyl compounds. Lineage: Eukaryota; Viridiplantae; Streptophyta; Magnoliopsida; Proteales; Proteaceae. The coding region runs from base 207 to 1415 and encodes 402 amino acids. The transcript is spliced from 3 exons. Gene Ontology annotation, cellular component: plasma membrane. The record is from RefSeq and is a predicted model, not a curated record.